AAUUCCGGGGGUGGGAGUGAGGAGAGGUGGGAGAGGCCAGGGCAGAGGGAGGCCCCGCGUCGGCUGGGAAGCAUCGCCUGGUGCGGGCCUGACAUUCCAGGGCCAGCGACUCCUCCGCAGAGCGACCGCGCGGGUUCUCAGAGCGCCUCCCGGAGCCACACUAGGAGCGCUGGACCCCCGGGGAGAGGUCGGAGGGCGGCCAGCUCCCAGCAAGGCGGCCUAGCGGGCAGGCAGAGGGCCCGGCCCCUCCCCAGCCCUCUCUGCCCGUUCUCCCUGCGCCGGGGCGCUACAGGUCCCAGCCCCGAGUCCUAGCGGCUCCCCACUCCAUGACCUCUGGACGCCCCGUCGGGUCCAGACCCGAUAGGCAGGGCGCGAGCACCCGGGCGGAGGGGCCGCGGGAGCUCAAGCGGGGCUCGGUGCGCGCCCCAGCCGCCGGCCUGCGCUGUCCCUGCAGAUGUCGGGAGCUAUCUUUGGGCCCCCGGAGGACCCGAGCACCCUGGACGCCGCCAGCGUUCACCCGCUGGUGUGCCCGCUGUGCCACGUGCAGUACGAGCGCCCGUGUCUUCUGGACUGCUUCCAUGACUUCUGUGCCGGCUGCCUGCGUGGCCUCGCGACCGACGGCCGCCUCACCUGCCCACUGUGCCAACACCAGACUGUGGUGAAGGGUCCCAGCGGGCUCCCUCCAGUGGACCGGCUGAUGCAGUUCCUGGUGGACAGCUCAGGGGAUGGCGUGGAGGCGGUGCGCUGUGCCAACUGUGACCGGGAGUGCAGCGAGCAGGACGUGGAAACCACGUACUUCUGCAACACGUGCGGACAGCCCCUGUGCGCGCGCUGCCGCGACGAGACCCACCGGGCUCGCAUGUUCGCGCGUCACGACAUCGUGGCCCUGGGCCAGCGAAGCCGCGACGUGCCCCAGAAGUGCACGCUGCACGCAGAGCCCUACCUCCUGUUCUCCACCGACAAGAAGUUGCUGCUGUGCAUCCGCUGCUUCCGCGACAUGCAGGGGGAGAGCCGGGCGCACUGCGUGGACCUGGAAUCGGCUUAUGUGCAGGGCUGCGAGCGGCUGGAGCAGGCGGUGCUGUCGGUGAAGGCCCUGCAGACCGCCACGCGGGAGGCCAUCGCGCUGCUGCAGGCCAUGGUGGAGGAGGUGCGGCACAGCGCGGCGGAGGAGGAGGACGCCAUCCACGCCCUGUUUGGCAGCAUGCAGGACAGACUGGCAGAGAGGAAAGCGUUGCUGCUUCAGGCUGUGCAGAGCCAAUAUGAAGAGAAGGACAAGGCCUUCAAGGAGCAGCUCUCUCACUUGGCCACCUUGCUGCCCACCCUGCAGGUCCAUCUGGUCAUCUGCUCCUCCUUCCUCAGCUUGGCCAACAAGGCUGAGUUCCUGGACCUGGGCUACGAGCUGAUGGAGAGGCUGCAGGGCAUCGUCUCUCGGCCGCACCGCCUACGGCCUGCGCAGAGCAGCAAGAUUGCCAGUGACCACCGAGCUGAGUUCGCGCGCUGUCUGGAGCCGCUGCUGCUGCUGGGGCCGCGCCGGGUGGCAGCUGCAGUGGGUGGUGCUAACACGCUGGCAGGGGGCUCAGGCCCCAAGGUGCUGACGGGGCCCCACUGCCCCUCCCCAGUAGGAAAGAUGUCGGGGUCACCCGUCCAAAAGCCCACGCUGCACCGAUCCAUGGGCACCAAGGUGCUGCUGGCAGAGGGCGAGAACACGCCCUUCACACAGCAUUGCCGCCACUAUGAGGACUCCUACCGGCGCCUGCAGGUGGAGAUGCAGAACCUGAAGGACCAGGUACAGGAGCUGCACCGGGACCUCACCAAGCACCAUUCACUCAUCAAGGCGGAGGUCAUGGGAGACAUCCUGCGCAAGUCCCUGCAGCUGGACACGCGGAUCGCCUCGGAGCACGCCUCCUUAGAGGGCAUGAGGGUCAUCUUCCAGGAGAUUUGGGAGGAAUCCUUUCAGCGAGUGGCUAACGAGCAGGAGAUUUAUGAAGCCCAGCUCCAUGACCUUCUCCAGCUGAGGCAGGAGAAUGCCUACCUGACCACCAUCACCAGGCAGAUCACGCCCUAUGUCCUCUCCAUUGCCAAAGUGAAGGAGCGGCUGGAGCCCAGGUUUCAGGCACCUGUGGAUGAGCAGUCUGAGAGUCUAGAAAACACGCAGGACGACAGCAGGAACCGCGCGGCCUUUGCCAGGAAUAAUCCAAGAAGUGUCCCGGAAAAGAGAGAGAAGACAUCAGAGUCUAAAGGAAACACCUGGGCUCUGAACAGCCUCUCAGAAGAGCUUCUACCACAAAACAAGGAUCAUCACAGACCCAAACAGAAAAACGGGGGCAACGUCCCCACACGGAGGGAACACCCAACUUAGCAAGUGGGACCAGUACCCGAGGUCAGGCUCUUAGAGCAGGCAUAAGACUGGGACACUGGAGAGAAGGUUGUUCCCAUGAUGGUUGUUUUUAUUUUUUUGAGAUGGAGUUUUACUCUUGUGCAGUAAUGCAAUCUCAGCUCACUGUAACCUCCAUACCCCAGGUUCAAGUGAUUAUCCUGCCUCAGCCUCCUGAGUAGUUGGGAUUACAGGUGCCUGCCACCACAUCCAGCUAAUUUUUUCUAUUUUUAGUAAAGACAGGGUUUCAUUAUGUUGGCCAGGCUGGUCUCCAGACCUCAGGUGAUCCACCCACCUCAGCAUCCCAAAGUACUAGGAUUACAGGCGUGAGCUACCAUGCCUGGCCAACGGUUUUUUUGUUUUGUUUUUUUGAGGCAGGGUUUUGCUCUUGUUGCCCAGGCUGGAGUGCAAUGGUGCAAUUUCAGCUUACUGCAACCUCCACCUCCUGGGUUCAAGCGGAUCUCCUACCUCAGCCUCCAGAGUAGCUGGGAUUACAAGCAUGUGCCAUUACACAAAGCUAAUUUUUUGUAUUUUUAGAAGACACGGAGUUUCUCCAUGUUGGUCAGGCUGGCCUUGAACUCCUGACCUCAAGCAAUCCUCCUACCUCAGCUUCCCAAAGUGCUGAGAUUACAGGCAUGAGCCACCAUCCCCAGCUAUUUCUUGAAAAGGUAAUCACUUGUCAAUCGUGAAUCUGGCAGAUUCUUUGGCUUGGGCUGUUUUGCUUUUGACCGUGUUUGCAUGGCACAAAGUCUUCGUCCUUGCCACAGUGGCUUGUGAUGACUCCCAAUCCCCAUGGAAAACAUUCAGGGAGUGGCCAUCCAGGAAGAAAUCCCUUGCCCUUUCCACUCCGAGGCACCGCGUGUCCAUGUGCCAUGCCCUGUGCCCGGGCAGGGCGUGCUGUCAGGCUGUACCGGUUUGAGUUUUAGGUAACAACACUCCACUGCUGAGUAGCAUCUGCCCUAUCGCAGAGGAAUCCAGUUUCUCCGGAAUUACAGUCCCACUGUUAACUUGGUGCCACUGGGAAGUCCCACCCAGUAAUCUGAGCAGUGUCUCACCCUUUCCAGCAAGUGCAGAGCUCCUGCAGCCAGAGUUUGGCACCUGGCCAGCUUCUGUGGCUGAUGGUCUCGUUUACAACUUGCUGCUUUCCCAAACUACAGCACCCCUCCUGCGUCUGCCUUCCGUUGAUAGCAAAGCCCUGGGCAGCAGCAGCCUUUCUUCUAGUAGCUUUCUCUGAGCAGUCUUCCUUUUCUCCGGAAAACCCUUUUCAUUUAGAGGAGUUUAAAAAAUGCUUUUAAAAAUUAACCCACAUGACCUAAAAUUGUAAAAGUUUUUGAUGCCCAGAUAAGUUACAUUUAAGCAAAUUUUCAGCUGAUUCAGUGGUUAACAUCAAAUGGGUCUACGUGCUAACAGACCAGCACGUUCAACACAUAAACACAUUACUCACAUCGACGUCCACUUCCCCUACACCUGCUACUUCAGGGCACUGAGGUUGCCGUUCCAAGGCCUUACAAACCUCUGUGGUGGUCUGCAGGGCAAAAGGAAUUAUUGUUACAACUGGUUAGAGAUAGGAACCCAGAAGGAACUUGAGAAGGCAAAACACACGUGGUUUGAGGCUGAAGGCUUGAGACUUUUCUUCCCCAGGAGUGACAUGACCUCAGAGUUCCUACAUCUCAUACAAUCACACCACGGCUCAGAGUGAAAUCAAGUGCAGUUUUAUUUAUUUAAGAACUGGAAAGAAUAAUCAGUAUCUGUGAAAGAAAAUCCAAUUUAGAAUAUUUAAAUAAACAUUUCUGUAUGUAAAAAGA
Molecule: messenger RNA, 4179 nt
Organism: Saimiri boliviensis boliviensis (Bolivian squirrel monkey)
Lineage: Eukaryota; Metazoa; Chordata; Mammalia; Primates; Cebidae
Gene: RNF207
Product: ring finger protein 207
Biological process (GO): regulation of heart looping; regulation of cardiac muscle contraction
Cellular component (GO): perinuclear region of cytoplasm
Molecular function (GO): zinc ion binding; Hsp70 protein binding; transmembrane transporter binding
Source: RefSeq, a predicted model, not a curated record